CUGAACAGCAUCACCAUGUCUGUUCGCUACAGCUCAAGCAAACAAUACUCUUCCUCUCGCAGUGGAGGAGGAGGAGGAGGGGGAGGUGGAGGAGGAUCCAUCAAAACGAGCAGCAGAAGCUCCCAUGGUGGAGGAUACAGCUCAGGGGGGGGUUUCAGUGGUGGCUCUUUUAGCCGCGGGAGCUCUGGUGGAGGCUUUGCGUGUUCAUCCGGUGGCUAUGGAGGAGGACUAGGAGGUGGUUUUGGUGGAGGUAGUUUUGGUGGAGGCAGUUUUGGUGGAGGCUAUGGAAGCAGCAGCUUUGGUGGGGGCUACGGAGGAGGUGGUUUUGGAGGGGGCGGCUUUGGAGGUGGGGGCUUUGGAGGUGGGGGCUUCGGUGGAGGCAGCUUUGGAGGAGGCCUUGGUGGUGGAGGAUUUGGAGGAGAUGGUGGCCUUCUCUCUGGAAACGAAAAAGUAACCAUGCAAAAUCUAAAUGACCGCCUGGCUUCCUACUUGGACAAAGUCCGGGCUCUUGAAGAAUCAAACUAUGAGCUAGAAGGCAAAAUCAAGGACUGGUAUGAAAAGAAUGGCAACUCGAGCCAGAAACAGCCUCGCAACUACGACAAAUACUACCAAACCAUUGACGAUCUUAAAAACCAGAUCCUCAGUCUGACAACUGACAACGCCAAUGUCCUGCUUCAGAUCGACAAUGCCAGGCUGGCAGCUGAUGACUUCAGACUGAAGUAUGAGAAUGAGGUGGCCCUGCGUCAGAGCGUAGAUGCCGACAUCAACGGCCUGCGCAGGGUGCUGGACGAGCUGACGCUGACCAAGGCCGACCUGGAGAUGCAGAUCGAGAGCCUGACUGAAGAACUGGCCUACCUGAAGAAGAACCAUGAUGAGGAAAUGAAAGACCUUCAAAACGUGUCCACUGGUGAUGUGAAUGUGGAAAUGAAUGCUGCCCCAGGUGUUGAUCUGACACAACUUCUGAAUAACAUGAGAAACCAGUAUGAAGAACUUGCUGAACAAAACCGUAAAGACGCUGAAGCCUGGUACAAUGAAAAGAGCAAGGAACUGAAUAUAGAAAUCGAUAAUAACAUUGAACAAAUAUCCAGCCAGAAAAAUGAGAUUACUGAACUGAGACGCACCGUUCAAGGUCUGGAGAUCGAACUACAGUCCCAACUAGCCCUGAAACAAUCCCUGGAAGCCUCCUUGGCAGAAACAGAAGGUCGCUACUGCAUGCAGCUCUCCCAGAUUCAAGGCCAGAUCUCCUCUCUGGAGGAACAGCUGCAACAGAUUCGAGCCGAAACCGAGUGCCAGAAUGCAGAGUACCAGCAGCUCCUGGACAUUAAGAUUCGACUGGAGAAUGAAAUUCAAACCUAUCGCAGCCUGCUAGAAGGAGAGGGAGGCUCCGGCGGCGGCGGCGGCGGCGGCUCUUACCGCGGCGGCGGCGGCGGGCGCGGCGGCGGCGGCGGCGGUUCCGGCGGCGGCUACGGCGGCGGUUCCGGCGGCGGCUACGGCGGUGGCGGUUCCGGCGGCGGCUACGGCGGCGGCGGUUCCGGCGGUGGCAGUUCCGGCGGCGGUGGCAGCUACGGUGGCAGUUCCGGCGGCGGCGGCGGCGGCUACGGCGGCGGCAGCUCUGGCGGAGGCCAAAAGUCUUCCGGGUCCGCCGGCGAGUCAACUAAGGGACCAAGGUCAGCAGAAACUACCUGGGAUACUAAUAAAACCAGAGUGAUCAAGACAAUUAUUGAAGAAGUGGCACCUGAUGGUAGAGUCCUUUCGUCUAUGGUUGAAUCAGAAACCAAGAAACACUACUAUUAAGCCACAUCAAGAGGAAGGUGUCUCCCUUCACGCAGGCCAUUUUGUACAGAUGCACGAAAAACAAAAUCUGCAAGAAAGCACUUCAAUCUUAAUGGUCUAUGGAAAUAGGUUCCCUCUUUGAAAAUAAGGUGUCUAAAAGGUGUUUUGUGGUUUCUGUAUUUCUUCUUUUUCACUUUACCAGAAAGUGUUCUUUAAUGGGAAAAAAAAAAUUUCUAUUCUCAUUUACUAAUGAAUUCAAUAAACUUUCUUACUGAU
Pteronotus mesoamericanus is the source of this 2049-nucleotide messenger RNA. RefSeq names its product keratin 10 (gene KRT10). The transcript has 8 exons. Bases 16 to 1794 code for a protein of 592 amino acids. The record is from RefSeq and is a predicted model, not a curated record. NCBI's taxonomy places the organism in Eukaryota, Metazoa, Chordata, Mammalia, Chiroptera, Mormoopidae. Gene Ontology annotation, molecular function: structural constituent of skin epidermis. Gene Ontology annotation, biological process: epidermis development; epithelial cell differentiation; intermediate filament organization. Gene Ontology annotation, cellular component: keratin filament; cytoskeleton.